Messenger RNA from Danio rerio (zebrafish), 2067 nucleotides. RefSeq names its product sperm-tail PG-rich repeat containing 1 (gene stpg1). NCBI's taxonomy places the organism in Eukaryota, Metazoa, Chordata, Actinopteri, Cypriniformes, Danionidae. The record is from RefSeq and is marked validated. Gene Ontology annotation, cellular component: nucleus; cytoplasm.
ACUUGUUGUCAUAGCAACACAGAGUCAAUCCGACCUAAACUUGUGAAAGCUACUCUUCAGGGAAACCAAGGCAUGGGUAAACUACACAGAGGACUCGCUGAAUUUAAUGGAUGUGCUUCAUCCAUUCCCCCAAAGUAUCAGACAGUCAUCAUCAGUAAUGAAGAGAAGAAAGGCUUCUCCUCACAGUCCAGGAGAUUUGAAGAAUACCUGAAUGAGAGUCCAGGGCCUGGUUCAUAUCUCUCACAUUCGCCUGCUGAAUGCUGCAGUCCUUCAUUCUCUAAGAGAGGAACAGGCAGCUUUGCUUCAAAAGGUGGUCGUGUGCCCAGGAGCUUUCAGAGAUUAAGCCCAGGACCCGAUGCUUAUAACCUUCAGAUGUCUCUGCUUCACAAGCACGAUUUUAACAGGGGAGAAUCCAGAAUCUUCCGUCUGCCUUACGCACUGAAGAAGGAAAAGCCAAACAAUGAAAACCCAGCACCAAAUCAAUAUGAUGUGUCAUACCGAGCUGUGGACAAAAAUUCAACCAUUUCUGGUGAAAGUGCUUUUCGUUCCAAAACCAGACGGAGUGCCUUUGUCUCGGACAAGUUUAAAGGACCCUCUCCCUGCCACUAUAAAGUGAGUGAUGUUUUGGUCCAGAAGUCUCCUCAAGCUCUCGUCUCCUGUUUUAAAUCCAAAACUGCCCGAAUCCAGUCCCCAGUGAGAAACAAUAUCCCCGGUCCCGGCACCUACAACCCUCAUCAGCCUCCAGAGCCCGUGAAGAGAACCGUUCUGCCAAGAAGGUACUAUUUGGGAUUAUCUGCACCACCUUUGAUACCCGAAAAAGUCCCUCCUUUCCCCGGACCGGGACACUAUGACAUAGUGAACUACAAUCGUCCUGUCAAACACAUGGUGUCCAGCGCCGCCUUUCUAUCUGGGACAAACAGGCACAUGCAGGAGGUCAAAGGACAGGAUAUACCUGGUCCAGGUUUCUAUGAACCCACAGUCCUUUCCAAGACAUCAUUCCUGUAUAAUCCUGCAAAACUGUGGAUUCCAGCUUAGACAAACGUCAUUUAGUAAAACAAAUUACUGUGCAAAUAUAGAUUUUAAUAACUAUUUGUGUGUUUGUUAUUUAAAUGGUCAGUCUUAGUAAUUGAUUUUUUAUUUUUAUGUUACGUCAAGUUACUUCUGAUCUCAAGUGAAAAGAUUUUAGAAAUUGCUCUAAAUGUUUUGGAUUGUUUUGGAUUGAAAUAGAAAACUAUGUGAUCCUCUGAAUAUCCAAGAUUCAGCAAACCAAACCAAUAUAGACAUAAUUUAUUCAUUUUUCUUCGGCUUAGUUGGGGUUGCCACAGUGAAAUGAACCGCUAACUAUUCCAGCAUAUGUUUUACACAGUGGAUGCCCUUCCAGGUGCACCCCAGUACUGGGAAGCAUCCAUACACACUCAUUCACAAACACACACACACACACAUACACUACGACCAAUUUAGUUUAUUCAAUUCGCCUCUACCACAUGUCUUCGGGCUGUGGAAGCACCCGGAGGAAACCCACCCCAACAUGGAGAACAUGCAAACUCCACACAGAAUUGCCAACUGACCCAGCCGAGACUCGAGCCAGCAACCUUCUUGCUGUGACGCAACAGUGCCAACUACUGAACCACUGUAUCGCCCUAUAGACAUAAUAUUUGACCUUAUGUUUUAAUAAUAUAUUUUUUUAAAAACUACAUUAGCUUAAAUUAGUUUGUUUUUGAGCACAUUUUUUUAAAGAUACAUAUUUUAAGUAUUCAUGUGCUACUGUUUCAUAAAAUAUUGGUCUCAAAAUUGUAUUUUUUUUAGAUUUUAUUUUAUUAUGUUAUAGUUAAUCCUGUCAUUAUUGUUUUUAAAUCAAAUAAGCAAGUAAUCAAAUCACUUUUAUUCACAUCAUCAGCAGCAGGUGUGCUAUGAUGAGUGAAAAGCUUUGUUGCUGUGUAAAACAUAUGCUGGAUAAGUUAGCGGUUCAUUCCACUGUGGUGACCUCUGAUGAAUAAAAGGACUAAGCCAAAGAAAAAUGAAUGAAUGAAUGCUUCAUAAAAUAUUUGUCAUUAAAAACAUUUUUUU